AUGUCGAAAACCGUCGCCAUGGGGAAUACGUCAUCCCAACCCGAGCCUUAUCCCGUGAUUCCGGAUGAUUUUGGAGACAUUGUCCCCGAAACUCCUAACAUUUCCUCCAAGAAUGCUGGAAAGAAAAACAAGAAGAAGCAAUCUCUCUCCUCAAAACCCAAAGCUUUAUCAGGAGAAUCUGCACUAGCCAAUGGCACAACAGACUCGAGUGUGCCGAAUCGUCCAAAGCGCAAGCGCGACGUCGAACCUGAGUCUAAGCAAAAGAGCAAGAAGCACCACAAAUCAGACAAUCAAGAUCGCAUCGAGCCAGCGCAGGAAAUUGAACCGCUUGCUCCUGCAACGAUUGUUCAACCUCCUCCCUCUCCCAGCCAGUCGACGCCAAAGUCCGAGCUUCCGGCGAAGAAGCCUCGGAAGUCUCGCAAGAAGAAGGACCAAGAUGCAGAUGCGCCUGUUUCUUCGCAUCCCAGCGAUACGGCAGUCGCCGAUGAACCUUCCGCGGUGGAACACACCGCUGCCGCCAAGCGGACUCCCACCCCAUACUCGCCCAACCCCGAGGGUAGCACCACGCCAGGCGGCAGGGUCAGGGGAGUCAGAGGCUCACGCACCAGAGAGAAAGACAAUAUGAGAAUUGGCUUCUACACGCAGGACGAAGUGGAAAAAAUUGAAUCCUUCAAAGUGAAUUUCUGCACCAUGCAUGGUAUCUCUGGUUCUCUGUUCGAUGAGAUGGUCCAGCAUUCCGAGCGAGGCGUAUUCGGCGAGUUUCCGGUCUCCUCGGAAAUAAUCAGCAAAAACGACUUUUGGGACGAGAUCUAUGGUCUUCUUCCGGACCGUGACCGACGCUCUGUAUACCGGUUCAUGCGCCGACACUUCCAAGCUUCGGCGCAGAAGGCGCACGAAUGGACGAAAGAACAAGAUCAGGAGUUAAUCGAGCUCCACGCCAAGCACGGCCCGAAAUGGAGUUACAUUGGUAAGCUCAUCGGGCGUAGCGAUGACGACGUCACUCAACGCUGGAGGAACAAGCUUGAGCACCAGGACACUAUGAAUCAAGGUGCAUGGUCAGAAGAAGAGUCGAGGUUGUUCCUUGACGCCGUCGAGUCGUCCUGGCAUACCAUGAAGCCAAUGCUAGGCGACGAAGCAGGCAAGGACUUCUACGAGAUGAAUGAGCGUAUGAUCCUCUGGGGCAAUAUCAGUAAGGCAAUGGGCUACACUCGAUCACGACAGCAAUGCGCGGACAAGUGGCGCAAAAUCGUGAGACAAGUCAUGAUCAUGCGGGCCAAUGGUCAGCCAGGCGCAGUAUACGACCCCAAGCAGGCUUCCAAGAAAACUGCCAACUGGAACACAAGACUGGAGGAGGAAAGGAAGAGCACUCGAUUUGUGACUGAUGACUCUGACUCCGAGGGUGGUGAAGUUGCUGAGGCUAAAAAGGCCACCUCAAGCCCAAAGUCAACUCCGAAGCCCAGCCCAAAGCCCAAGAAUACGGCAGAGCCUUCGCCCAGUCGCGAAGUCAAUGUUGAGUCUGACCAUGGAGUGCAAGGCGAGAAUGAGCCUGGACCGCCUGAGCCUGCCAGCAAGGCCAAGAAGUCCAGGUCCAAAUCCAAGCGCAAGCACACCGAGGAAGUCCCAUCCGCCGCCAUAGAGGAAGCCCCAUCUGCCCCCAUAGAGGAAAUCCCAUCCGCCUCCUCUCCUACCCAAAAGAUUAUAGAAGAGAUAACGCGCGAGAAGGAGCGACGGGAGAAGGAGAUGCAACAGCAGCAAGAACAAGAAGCCCAAGAGGAGGCAGAAAAUGCCGGACGCAAGGAUCGCAAGCGGAAGAGAAAAGAUGAGAAGAGAAGGAAACGCGACGAGCGAGAGAACACCGUCGCCGCGGCAGAGGCCAACAAUGCAUCUGAUAGCGAUGCUGAAGUCCCCGAGCCCGCGAAAAAGAGGAAAAGUCUUAGGAAAGCCCAAGCGGCUCUCUGA
Penicillium bovifimosum is the source of this 1959-nucleotide messenger RNA. Its product is annotated as MYB DNA-binding domain protein. Gene Ontology annotation, biological process: regulation of DNA-templated transcription. The record is from RefSeq and is a predicted model, not a curated record. The transcript has 2 exons. The coding region runs from base 1 to 1959 and encodes 652 amino acids. Gene Ontology annotation, cellular component: nucleus. Lineage: Eukaryota; Fungi; Ascomycota; Eurotiomycetes; Eurotiales; Aspergillaceae. Gene Ontology annotation, molecular function: transcription cis-regulatory region binding; DNA-binding transcription factor activity.